UGCAACUGCAUAUUCUUAUUUCUGUUGCUAGCUCUGUCAGCUUAUCACAUGCAUGAAGGAUCAUUGCGGGGCACAAAUCCGCCUGACUUCGUAUCUCUGCUCUAUCACCACAAUGUCCUCCAAGUCUAUUAUUGUUAUUAUCGGAUGCGGUGGCAUGGGGCUGGCCAUCGCACGGCGACUUGGAAGUGGUUCUCAUCUCGUUCUAUCUGACUUUUCACAAGCCCAGCUUGACUCCGCCGCCCAGACUCUGCGACAUGAAGGCCACGACGUCGACACCGUGCAAGCCGACAUUUCCAACGAAAGCGCCGCCCAGAGCCUCGCCCAGGCCGCCGCACGCCUGGGUGUCGUUAGGGUCAUCGCGCAUACCGCUGGGCUGUCGCCUGCACGGUCGCCGCCGGAUGCGAUCUACAAGGUCGACCUGCUAGGAGUGGCGCAUGUUAUCGACGCGUUCCUCCCUGUGGCCAGUAGCGGUACAUCGCUGGUUAUCAUCGCCAGUCUCGCCGGGCACAAUACACAGGGACAUUUAUCAGCUGAUCUGGAACGGCACCUCGCUACUGCUCCGGCUAGCGAGCUCCUGAACCACUCAGAGCUCGAACAUGUCAAUUCUACUUCCGCCGAGUCAGUGCCCCGGUUUACAGCGUACGGCGUCUCGAAGCGCGGGAACAUUCUCCGCGUACAAGCGUUUGCAGCGGCCUGGGGGCAAAAGGGGGCGCGGAUCAACACCGUCAGUCCAGGGCUGAUUCUCACUGCAAUGGGGCAUGCAGAGCUCUCAGGGCCCAUGGGAGAGCAUAUGCAGGACAGGAUUGGGAAGAACCCGGUCGCGCGCGUGGGCACGGCAUCGGAUGUUGCAAAUGCGGUGGCGUUUCUGUGUAGUCAUGAGGCGUCGUUUAUCACUGGAACUGAUAUUCUAGUUGACGGGGGAUGGGGGGUUUCAGCUCGGUGGGAGAGCAAAAUAUAGUCUAUACGUCUAUGGGAUAUCUCGCUAUAGUAGCUCAAUUGGUUGAAUCAAUAUGCUGACGCCACUUGGUUCCAUAUGUCGAGGUUGCGCAGACAUUAACUACAGAAGCACAAAGCAAGCCU
Messenger RNA from Aspergillus versicolor CBS 583.65, 1080 nucleotides. RefSeq lists its product as uncharacterized. The record is from RefSeq and is a predicted model, not a curated record. The coding region runs from base 113 to 958 and encodes 281 amino acids. The transcript has a single exon. NCBI's taxonomy places the organism in Eukaryota, Fungi, Ascomycota, Eurotiomycetes, Eurotiales, Aspergillaceae.